AGUGCCCCGCCGGCACUGGGACUAGGCAUUGCGGCGUGCGCACACACCCCUACUUUCAACGCGAACAAUACGGUCCGGAGCAGCCCUGAGACGCCUCGCACCCUUUAAGUGCUGCUGAGUCCUGAAAACGGCGGUGGAAAAUCGCAACAUCACAUUUCGCUAUAGUGCAGCACCUCGUUUUUUAAAAGUGGACCUAACGCCGCCUUACUUUCUUGACAUGGGAGAUAUGGGUGAUCCGCCGAAAAAAAAGCGCCUGGUCUCGCUUUGUGUCGGGUGUGGAAAUCAGAUUCACGACCAGUAUAUUCUACGGGUUUCUCCGGAUCUGGAGUGGCACGCCGCUUGUUUGAAAUGUGCAGAAUGCAAUCAGUACCUGGACGAGUCUUGUACCUGCUUCGUUCGAGAGGGAAAAACAUACUGCAAAAGGGACUACAUCAGGUUAUACGGUAUAAAGUGCGCUAAAUGCAACAUCGGCUUCAGUAAGAACGACUUCGUGAUGAGGGCGCGCUCCAAGGUCUACCACAUCGAGUGCUUUCGCUGCGUGGCCUGCAGCCGGCAGCUCAUCCCGGGGGACGAGUUCGCCCUGCGCGAAGACGGCCUCUUCUGCAGGGCAGACCACGACGUCGUGGAGCGGGCCACGAUGGGAGCAGGGGACCCCUUAAGCCCUUUACACCCAGCAAGACCAUUGCAGAUGGCAGCAGAGCCCAUAUCUGCUAGACAGCCGGCACUUCGACCUCAUAUUCACAAACAGCCCGAGAAAACGACGCGGGUCCGGACGGUGCUGAACGAGAAGCAGUUACACACCUUGCGGACUUGUUACAACGCCAACCCGAGACCCGACGCUCUCAUGAAGGAACAGCUGGUAGAAAUGACGGGGCUCAGCCCCAGAGUUAUCCGGGUCUGGUUUCAAAACAAGCGCUGCAAAGACAAGAAGCGGAGUAUACUGAUGAAACAGCUACAGCAGCAGCAGUCCAACGAUAAAACGAAUAUCCAGGGAAUGACAGGGACACCAAUGGUGGCCGCGAGUCCGGAGAGACACGACGGUGGUUUGCAGGCAAACCCAGUGGAGGUGCAGAGUUACCAGCCGCCCUGGAAAGUCCUGAGUGAUUUCGCGCUGCAGAGUGACAUUGACCAACCGGCAUUUCAGCAGCUGGUCAAUUUCUCGGAAGGUGGCCCAGGGUCCAAUUCAACUGGGAGUGAAGUUGCAUCGAUGUCCUCUCAACUACCAGAUACACCGAACAGUAUGGUGUCGAGUCCCUUAGAGGCGUGAAGGAACUGGACUAGUUUUUAAGAAGUUUGGGGAAACGUGGUGUCCAUAAGAAGGAUACGAAAAAUGACGGCGGUUACACCCCUUUGCGCCGUAGUUUUUACAUGCGAACACUACAGCUAAUUCAACUGCACGAAGCCUCUUUAUUUAAACGACCUCUGGUUGUAAGUUAACACUGUGAAGACAAUCAUAGGAAUUACACGAAGCUGAAAUGCACCUAAACGUACACCGGGGGAGUCUGCGGAGUAACUCAUGAGAAGAUCACCAAGAGUUGCAGGGAAAUUGUGUGCUUCUGGCCUGUGAAAUAUACGGACCACGCCUCAACUUGAUUAAACGGUGCUGCCUUUUUGGAGCAGAAGUUUGGCCAGUGCUUUUGCCUAACAAGGACGAAGAAUCACACGAAUGAGCUCCGCAAUCUUCACAAAAUCAAUAGACCUGGAAGAAAUCUUCUAUACGUAAUAAUGGCUGGCGGAUUUACACGGAAGUGAAAAUAUAGGCAUUGACACGAGAAAGCAAGAGGAGAAAAAACUGGUAAUAAAAUUAUUUUACAUUGAUGACCCAACUUUCAUUGACCCGAAAGUAAAUGACAAUUGGAGAGGGAUUUACAGAUACCGCUCUUAAUUUUUUUGUUGAAUUAUGUCAAAGCCCAAGUACUAAAGCAUCGCGACGAGGUAUACCUCUAUUUUGCCACAAACAUCAUGGGAACAUUUGAGAGUUUGUCGUCAGUCAAAGAACAUUAUUCUCGCAAAGAUGUGUAUAGUUAUUGGUUAAAAUAACCAGUGGUGAUUCUCUUUAUUCCUGUACUAAAACUAUGAUUAUUAUUUAUUGUCAAAAGACUUGUCACUUUUCAUAGGCUUUUGUUUGCUGAGGUAAAAAGAGGUAUUGUACUGCGAUCUCCGAAUUAUGUCAGAUUUUAUGUGUCUUGUCUUUUGAGGAUUAUGUAUGAUAACGCCAUAUGUGGAAAUACAUCUUAAGGAUUAUUUCACUAAUAAAAGUUUGACAUAAAUCGUA
Messenger RNA from Paramormyrops kingsleyae, 2275 nucleotides. RefSeq names its product insulin gene enhancer protein isl-1. The record is from RefSeq and is a predicted model, not a curated record. Gene Ontology annotation, biological process: axonogenesis; positive regulation of transcription by RNA polymerase II; neuron fate specification. NCBI's taxonomy places the organism in Eukaryota, Metazoa, Chordata, Actinopteri, Osteoglossiformes, Mormyridae. Gene Ontology annotation, cellular component: nucleus. Gene Ontology annotation, molecular function: cis-regulatory region sequence-specific DNA binding; DNA-binding transcription factor activity, RNA polymerase II-specific.